Molecule: messenger RNA, 929 nt
Organism: Closterium sp. NIES-67
Lineage: Eukaryota; Viridiplantae; Streptophyta; Zygnematophyceae; Desmidiales; Closteriaceae
Source: the annotation of a GenBank genome assembly
AGUCUAUUGUUUCUUGAUUUCACUGGACAGCUGACAUUGAACAGCUCUUGCCUGGUUAUCUGAUAACUCUAGCAAGAUGGCUCUCUGCACCGCCGCUUCCACCUCUAAUGCGGCUCUGAAGUCUGCGUUUCUUCCUAAGACGGAGAAGCUGGCAGACGCUUCUGUCACCGUCAGCAUUCCCGUGAAGCGGGUCGCACCAGUUGAGGCUUCCCUCGAGCCUGCCGUUUCACGAAGGACUCUUUCCCUCGCCGGAGUCGCGUCCUUGGCCGCUGUUCUCUCCGCUCCCGGUUUCGCUUUCGCGGGAUUUGAGGAGGACUACGUUCAGGCGACGACGAACGUCAUCGAGAGAGUGAGGAACACUCUGGGUCUCGCUAGAGACGACCCCGCUAGGAGCGACGCCGUAAACGAACUCCGCGAGCUGUCCAACACGUGGGUGGCGAGGUAUCGCCGCGAGAAGUCUGUGGCUGGCAGGCCGUCCUACAGCAACAUGUAUUCCGUCCUUAACGCCAUUUCCGGCCACUACAUCAGCUUCGGACCGACCUACCCCAUCCCGAAGAAGCGGCUCGACAGAAUAUUCGAGGAGGUUGACAUUGCCGAGCGUGCCCUCUCCCGUGGCCGAUAAGCGGGUUCUGGAUUCCAUGUUCUCAGAUUUUGUCUGCACUUCGUCGUUUUGUGUUGUUGAUAUCAGGCGUUUUUUUUAUCAGUUUUGGAUUUUCUCCCUGGUUCUUUGCCAGCAGUCCUUCAGAUUACACUCGUUAUUAAGAAACAAGUGAAAGAACACUUCUGGAUAUCUGGUCCGGCUUCUUGGCCAACCCUCCCUGUCUCGUGCUUGUCCUCGUAUUCCUCCUGGUCUCCUCUCCCUGUUUUUUGUCCCCCAGCUCCCUGUACUUGUCCCCUCCCUCACGUUCUCUGCCUGCCUUCGCGCCCUU